This is a messenger RNA of Cololabis saira (Pacific saury), 2332 nucleotides long. It is a transcript of the gene pdlim7, whose product is annotated as PDZ and LIM domain 7. The coding region runs from base 145 to 1434 and encodes 429 amino acids. Lineage: Eukaryota; Metazoa; Chordata; Actinopteri; Beloniformes; Belonidae. Gene Ontology annotation, molecular function: muscle alpha-actinin binding; actin binding. Gene Ontology annotation, biological process: muscle structure development; actin cytoskeleton organization; heart development. The transcript has 11 exons. The record is from RefSeq and is a predicted model, not a curated record. Gene Ontology annotation, cellular component: filamentous actin; Z disc; adherens junction.
UGUGAGUGGAAGCGUCCGCCGCUCCGCAGGAGGAUCCACGGUGGCGUCCUGACGUCCUGUCCGCUGCAAGGAAGUCCUACCCCUGCCUUCAAACCCUUCAAACCCUCUCCUCUCCACUGCCCUCCAGCCCUGCACUGACUCGCAAUGUCUGACGAACAUAAAGAGGCUAUGAACUUGUACACGGUUACCCUCAGCGGCCCAGCGCCGUGGGGCUUCAGGCUGCAGGGAGGCAAGGACUUCAGCAUGCCCCUCACUGUGUCAAGGCUUACACCGGGUGGAAAAGCAGCUCAGGCUGGGGUUGGGGUUGGAGACUGGGUAGUCUCCAUCUCUGAUGCCAGUGCUGAGGACAUGACCCACGUGGAGGCACAAAACAAGAUUAGAGCAGCAACAGACUCCCUCUCCCUCAGCCUCAGCAGAGCUUUCAAAGAAGAAGACCGCAAGGAUUCGCUUACUGCAGCUUCUGUUCAGCCAAAGUACUCCUUUGCCCCAAGCACAACCAUUAACAAGAUGGCGAGGCCGUUUACAGCAGGUGGUGGUAGUGCCAACUCAGGACCCGUUAUUAAACCCGUGUCCUACUCGCCUAAACUUAACACUCCGAGCUCACAGAGCCAUGCCGACACGCAACAGCCACAGAACGGCCUUGAGCCAACUCUCUCUUCUGCCAAGGACCAAACUGGAGAUAAACCAGAUGGUUCCAAGACCGCAGCAGCUGGCCGGUCGGGUCCGUCCUGCCGUCCGCCGUGGGUCACGGACUCCAACUUUGCUGAUCGCUUUCGCCCGGAUAAGACGAGCACCGUCGUGACUCAGCACCAGCAGCCGGCCCAGCCCACACCUAUGCAGAACCGCAGCUCUAUCCUGCAGGCGGCGCAGCAGGCACCCGAGGACGGCGGGAGGACCCCAGUAUGUGGUGCCUGCAACAAAAUCAUCAGGGGUCGGUACCUGGUCGCACUGGGACGUUCGUGGCACCCAGAAGAGUUUACGUGCUCACAGUGUAAGGUGGUCCUGGAGGAGGGGGGCUUCUUUGAGGAAAGGGGGGCCGUCUACUGCACAAAGUGCCACGACAAUCGAUACGCUCCUAACUGUGCCAAGUGCAAGAAGAUGAUCACUGGGGAAAUCAUGCAUGCCCUGAAGAUGACCUACCAUGUUCAGUGUUUCAAGUGUGCAGCCUGCAAAAAUCCCAUCAGGAACCAAGCCUUUUACAUGGAGGAGGGUGAGCCUUACUGUGAGAGAGACUACGAGAAGAUGUUUGGCACCAAAUGCCACGGCUGUGACUUUAAGAUUGAUGCAGGCGAUCGCUUUCUGGAGGCCUUGGGCUACAGCUGGCAUGACACGUGCUUCGUCUGUGCUCUCUGCCAAAUCAACUUGGAGGGGAAGACUUUCUUCUCGAAGAAGGAUAAGCCCCUGUGCAAAAGCCAUGCUUUUGCUCCAGUGUGAGGGAGCCAGCUGCAUCUUCAGAGGAAGGAGAACUUCCUCCACCUACUUGUUACCCCUUUCUAGCCUCUUACACGUUCUGCAUCCCAUCAUCGCCAACCACACACUGUGUUCAGCCCCGUCUUUGAUCUAUCCUGCAGAUUUUGUGCACCCAAGUCUUAAUGUUAGCUUCAAGUAUCGUCACCUUACUGUGCUGUUCGGUCACUUCAGAGGUCACGGCCUGCAAUCACAAACUUUGUGCUGCAUAACAGGAAGUAAUCAAGGAAUGAUCCCAUUAUUACCUCUAAGUAAUUGGUUGUUUUUUUUGUUUAUUCCAUUUUUCUACCAAAAAGUCCCUCUUUUGAUCAUGUAGAUUUAAUUGUAGUUACUGAAGAAAUCUCACGUCUCUACAGUCCUCAUCCUCGUUCAUUUUUAGGUGACACCUAGUCGGUUUCAUCCUCACUGAGGUUGUUCGUCUCUGGUUUACACAUCGCAGUCAUGAUCCGCUGCCUCUCCAGCAGUCGGUGCAGGGAAGUGUCGGCCCCUGCAGGACCUGCGGCCGCUCACCGGCUCCCACUCCAGUGCCUUCCUACGUACCAGGAACCAGCUGAGGGGAAACGGGGCCGUCGCGUCUCUGCCUGUCCUGAAUGGACCCCCCCUCCCCUAAAACACAAAGUCCUGUACGCUUCACUUUGACUCUUGAUCAGAGCAUAAUCUGCAGUUGGAUGCAGACUUGUGGGGUUUUGGAGAGCAUGCUGUAAUGGUUUCAAAUCUUUCACAUUUCUGCAGUAAGGAGAUACUUUUUCUUUUUUUUUUUGAUGUCAGAAAGAAUUAAAUUAAAAUAUAUUUCUCAUGUUACUAUGAUAAUAGUGAUUGUUCCUUAGAGUACUUUACAAACCUGUAUGUUGUUUUUAUAACUGCU